Molecule: messenger RNA, 1035 nt
Organism: Striga hermonthica
Lineage: Eukaryota; Viridiplantae; Streptophyta; Magnoliopsida; Lamiales; Orobanchaceae
Source: the annotation of a GenBank genome assembly
AUGGAAAGAUAUGAGAUAUUGAAAGACAUAGGUUCUGGUAACUUUGGUGUGGCUAAGCUUGUUAGAGAUAAAGUAAGUGGUGAACUAUAUGCAGUCAAAUACAUUGAGAGAGGAAAUAAGAUUGAUGAGCAUGUGCAGAGGGAGAUUAUGAACCACAGAUCUUUGAAUCACCCCAAUAUUAUCAAAUUCAAGGAGGUCUUGCUAACCCCGACUCAUCUAGCCAUAGUAAUGGAAUAUGCAUCGGGCGGUGAGCUUUUCGCACGAAUAUGCAAUGCCGGGAGAUUUAGUGAAGAUGAGGCAAGGUUUUUCUUUCAACAGCUGAUAUCCGGAGUCAGUUACUGUCAUUCCAUGCAAAUUUGCCACAGAGAUCUGAAGCUCGAAAACACGUUGCUGGACGGAAGCCCAACGCCACGCCUCAAAAUUUGCGACUUUGGUUACUCUAAGUCAUCGGUAUUACAUUCUCAACCGAAAUCAACUGUGGGAACACCUGCUUAUAUUGCGCCGGAGGUUUUAUCAAGGAAAGAGUAUGACGGCAAGAUUGCAGAUGUUUGGUCAUGUGGGGUCACAUUAUACGUGAUGUUAGUAGGCGCGUACCCAUUUGAAGAUCCUGACGACCCGAGAAAUUUCAAGAAAACAAUCAAUAGAAUACUCAGCGUUCACUAUUCAAUCCCGGAUUAUGUUAGAGUUUCCAAGGAAUGCAAGCAUCUCUUGUCCCGAAUAUUCGUAGCUGACCCGGAAAAGAGGAUAACCAUCCCAGAAAUUAAGAAGCACCCUUGGUUUCUAAAAGGCGCAAAGGUCGAAUUUGAACAAGUAGACAAGGAAACUAAUAAUAUGCAAGUGAAAAAUGCAGAAGAUUAUUGUUCUCAAAAUAUUGAAGAAGCUCUUUCUAUAAUACAAGAGGCCCGAAAACCGGGCGAUGGCCCAAAAUUGGACGCCCAUUUGUUUGAUGGGAGCAUGGAUCUCGAUGAAAUCGACACCGAUGCUGAUAUAGACGAUGAUGUUGAGACGAGCGGGGAUUUUGUUUGUUCUCUUUGA